Messenger RNA from Saccostrea echinata, 946 nucleotides. RefSeq lists its product as uncharacterized. Lineage: Eukaryota; Metazoa; Mollusca; Bivalvia; Ostreida; Ostreidae. The transcript has 2 exons. The coding region runs from base 81 to 452 and encodes 123 amino acids. The record is from RefSeq and is a predicted model, not a curated record.
UAAGAACAAAGUUUUGAGUUCUUGUUUUUUUUUUAUAUAUUUGCAGUUUAUACAUCUAGAAAAUAGUAGAAAUAAACCGAAUGGAGAAAGACAGACCGUUAAUAGUAUACCCAAUUCAAGAGCAGAUAAUAGUGCGAAAGAAGCAAAACAAGCAACGAAAACGAAAAUCUUUGUACCUGUGUUUAUUCGUCAUUAAUGUUUUGACAGUUGUUGUGUUACUUAACAUUUACAAAUCUAACCAGUACCUGAACGAACUUACAAAAAUGACAGAAAACUUAAAGACUGAUGUGGACCACCUCCGGAAUUUUCAUCUGCUAUUACUGAAUAAACUCCGAGCACAGGACAAACACCAUCAUUUACUGGAUUUUACUGACACAAAUCGGUUGUAUCGAAAGUUGAAACAUAUGACAUACAAGGAGUUGACUGAAUGGAGAAGGGAAGACCGAUCAUAGUGUUCCCAGUUCAAGAGCAGACGAUAGUGCGCGAGAAGCAAACCAAAGGACGAAAGCGAAAAUCUGUUUACCUCUGUUUAUUCAUCAUUAAUAUUUUGUCAGUUGUUGUGUUACUAAAUAUCUACAAAUCUAACCAGUACCUGAACGAACUAACUAUAAUGACUGAAAACUUCAAGACUGAUGUAGAUCACCUCCGAAAUCUUCAUCAGCUAAUACUGAAUAAACUCCGAGCACAGGACAAACAUCAUGUAUUGGGGGACACAUUGAACAACAUGAAUUUUACCGACACAAAUCGUUUAUAUCGGAAAGCAAACAAAUGACAUUGGUGCCAUCAUAAUUUAAAGUAUAUAGUUAAGUUGCUUUAAGUUUGUCUUUUUUUCUAUAUCAUUAAGCUAAGCAUUUCCAAACAGAGGGAUGACUUUUAUAUUUCAAGGAUGCUCGUGUCAUUUUAAUAACAUCUCAUCUGUUUUUGCUUAUCAAUGCCUAUUAGUAUA